AGAAGGCCUGCUACGCCGUAGAUCCUCCCUAGUUAACCACCUACUCCCGCUCUACGUCCCUGCGAUGUAGCGACACGUUUCCAAAUAUUUCUCCUCUCUCCUCGAGUCGCAUUGUUCUUCUUUUAUCCACGGAUUCUCCACCAGCGCCAAACGUUCGACACGGUUUGAAGGAGGACUACGGGCUCUACUCCUCCUACCACUUGCAUGACCGACGCACGCUUAUUUCCUCGGGCUGCGCUAUCCCUCGCACCAUCUUCAACCAGUGAUAUUUGGGUAAAACUCGACUCCACGGCAACGUCUGCGUACCAUGUCAACCGCAAAACCGCCGUUGUUACCGGAGUUAUAGGUUUCAGGUGCAUCCUUGCAGCGAAUCUAACGGGGUUGUGGUUUUGGUUAAAAUCGAGAGUAGUGCAGGACCAGGUGCGCUUGCCAGAAUUCCUUGAUUUUCCUUUUUAUCCUGUGCACUCUUCCAUUCAAUUGAACUUGUCUACAAGGGCUAAACCUCGCAUUGGUCACCUUAGUAUUGUCUCAAGGGAGAGGUACUUUACGGUACAAUGUCCCCCACUACUCCUCAAAAAUUGUCUGGUACCCCGUCGUGUUCGUUUUCUGGCAUGUCUUCAGAAACCUUGCAGGAAUGUCCUUCAAACAUGUUUCACUUCGCAUGGUACUGAAUUCAAGCGCGACAGUCUAUGAUUGUAGGGGAAGAAGUAACGGGAACGGGCACUCCAUGUAUUUAGGGUCUAGUUUUAAGCUACAACCCAUUGGCAGCAUAGCGGGAGAAUAGUCGUUUCCCGGCCCCAUUGGUUGGGCUUGCAGGUUGGUUGGGCAACGGGCAACGGGCAAUGGGCGACGGUUAUCAUGGAUCGUUACUCGUUACUCCUGUUGUAGCGUAGAAUAUCUAUGUUAUCUCAAUUGUCCCCAAUCA
This is a messenger RNA of Marasmius oreades (fairy-ring Marasmius), 925 nucleotides long. RefSeq lists its product as uncharacterized. Lineage: Eukaryota; Fungi; Basidiomycota; Agaricomycetes; Agaricales; Marasmiaceae. The record is from RefSeq and is a predicted model, not a curated record. The coding region runs from base 205 to 693 and encodes 162 amino acids. The transcript has 3 exons.